This is a messenger RNA of Rasamsonia emersonii CBS 393.64, 1416 nucleotides long. RefSeq lists its product as uncharacterized. The coding region runs from base 1 to 1416 and encodes 471 amino acids. The transcript is spliced from 2 exons. Lineage: Eukaryota; Fungi; Ascomycota; Eurotiomycetes; Eurotiales; Trichocomaceae. The record is from RefSeq and is a predicted model, not a curated record.
AUGGAGGAAGCAGACCUGCAGCUCUGCCUAGACAUUGAACAUCAUGCUGCUGGAUCUAGUCAAUCGGAAGCUCCCAUGGCGCCAACUGCUUCUUCAAACGAGCGUGAAGAACCGCAGACGACAAACAAAGAGCCUUGUCGUGACAAUGCCGAGGGAACAGGCCAACGCCGUACACUGAUGAUCGAAGAGACUGCAGAUGUUGAUGACGGUUUCCAACUGAUGCCGCCCCCACCAAAGAGGGUCAAGUCUGAAGCCCAAGUUGAUCUAGACUGCCCAACGUCUGAUGAGGUGGCUCGUGAAAAUGCUGAACGGUUCCUGGAACAGCUGCCAAUGCCAGCUCCAUUGCCCUCUUCAUCGCCGCCGAGCCCCAUUGCUACUCCACCGGCAAGGGCGAGGCCCCCGUCAAGUGGUUCUUGGGGUGUCGAAAUUUCUACUUCUCUGCUUGAAGACCAUCACGGAUGGCAACCGCCGAGAGUUGGUCGAAGACGUCGCAAUCGAAUUGCCCAAUUUAAGAUCUACGAAGAUCCCAAGCCGGGGAAUCCAAACUCAGAACCGGCAGGACUGGGCACCACCCGGCACUCGUCGUCUUCCUCCAGCGACGACGAGAAAGAGAACAUGGUUGAAAGAGACGCUAACGAAGAGGGAGAGGAACAGACCACACGCGAUAACACUACUCGUCCCGCUGCAGAGACCAGGGUUCGUACCAGCCCCCGUUCAUCUAGCGAGUCGCCCUUGGCGUUCGAUCCCCGAAGCGCUUUUCCGUUAAGAGAGCUGCGAGUUCCCGGGCCGUUGGACUUUGGUAGCCCUAACCAACAUCGUGAUUCUCAGCAGCAGAGUCCUCGCAAUCAUCUUCUUCAUCGCGACGAUGACGACCGGGAAGUCCUUGAACGAGAUGGCAGUGAAGAACAGCAGCAGGGACAAGAACAGCCCAAUCGCGUGUUCUCUGCUCGUCAACGUGCUCCCGACCUUGGGCAUAAUAAUGGAGGAGAGCUUGCAGUCGCAGGCCCGCAGCCUCAUGCGAAUAACUCAUCAUCCCCUCCGCCGUUCCAAUCUGCUGGGGGAGGAGGACUUGUUCGCCCGGCCGUGUCACUUCCACUGGACAAUGCAGGUGGGAGAGUUGGUGAAAGCGACAACAAUAAUGACAACGAUACUGGUUCUGGCACUGACACCGGUGUCGACACUCCAACUCAUAGUAUCCGCAUAUACGGUCGCAACGCCAACAAUGGUACUCGGGGUGGUCGGCGUCGCGGCCACAGUGGCCACGGCUAUCGAGGUACCUAUCGCAGUGACAGCCACGAUGACAAUGACCAUGGCGGCAGCAAUCGCGAUAACUAUCCAUAUCGUGGAAGAAAUCGUGGCUAUCGCAGUCGCUACACAUACGGUCGCGGAGUCCCUAUGCAGAGUCACCCGCGCUGA